Messenger RNA from Apis cerana (Asiatic honeybee), 1171 nucleotides. RefSeq lists its product as uncharacterized. Lineage: Eukaryota; Metazoa; Arthropoda; Insecta; Hymenoptera; Apidae. The record is from RefSeq and is a predicted model, not a curated record.
GAACAAAGAAAUUAUCAUAAUGGAAAACGAACAUUUGUCAUCGACAGAAAUUUCAACAGAUUGUUCGAGCAAUUCGGACAGCAUACAAAAUGUUGAUAAUCAAUGCAAAGAAAUAUUGGAUGAAGAACAGGGUAAAAAAGAUUUAGCAGAAGCUGAUUUAACAUUAGAUCUUGGAAGUGUGUUACCAAACUAUGAUCGCGUUUCUGAAAAUGAUGAUUCGUUAGAGAAACUUUCAGCUGUUCUCGAACAACCAGAAGACUUGGUGAUUUUAGAAGGUACACAAUUAGCAGAGGAUGAUCAAGAUGAUAAAGAUUUAAAUUGUAUUCUUCGGGAACGCAUAGAAUCUCUUAGUGAAGUGAUGCAAAAUUUAAAACAAGAAUUAAAAAAGGAAAUAGAACUUUGGAAGAAGGAAAGAGAAGAAUUGCAACUCUUACGUGAAAAAGAUGAUGAAUUGGCUUUGGAAGAAGCAACUGCAGCUGCACGUGCAGCUGCAGCAGCUUAUGCAGCUGAAUCACCAUUAUCUAACAAUUUAGGAGAUCUUUUAGAUAUUACUUCUGAGGAUACGUUUAGAGAAUUGACAAUACUUGAAUAUGAAAAAAGGUUAGCUAAAUAUCAAGAUGAAUAUUCCUUUAGUCAAGCAGAGAAACGAUACAAUGCUCGAUGGAAAAUGGUUGCAAACGCAUAUAAACAAAAAUUGAUGGAAGUAGAACGACUUUGUAACGAAGAAUUGGAAAAGGUUAAAAAAAAUGUGAAUCAUUUACAACCACUUAAAGAAAUGAUAUCUCAAUGGUAUACUGACGAAGAAAAUCAUGGUGAUUCAAUCAAAAGAACUGAUUUUGUUGCAAAUACACAAAAAAUCAAUACUUUCAAUGAAAAUAAUACGCGUAAUAGUCACAUAUUUCAAAAGAUCGAUGCAGAAGUUAAUAUGGCGCCAGAAAUAUUCGUUGCUCGAUUUAAAUCCGAUGAUUUUACAAAAAUGGAUAAAUUUUAUGGAUAAUUAUAUUUUUUUUCAUAUCUAUUGAAAUAUUAUAUUUUCACUAUAUAUUUAAUAUAUAUUUACUUAUAUUAUGUAUGUGUAACAUUUUAGAAUUGUAAAAAAAAUUAGCAUAAAUUUUAAAUUUAAAUUUUGGAUAACAUUUUAAGUGAAUAAAUUAUUUAUUACUAAAAAGUA